AUGAACAGAAAAACCUGUACAUGCACUCGCUAUGCCUCUUUUCCCUUUAUAUUGAAAAAUUCUGCUCUUUAUGUGGCAUACAGUAUAUACUUAUGCCCGAAAAAAAGAAGUGCAAUCAAAAGUAUCUUUUCUUUAAGUGAUAGUGAGAUGUAUUUUAAUUCUGCAUGUGAACUUUACGGCAACUGGUAUGUGUCAUAA
Messenger RNA from Phytomonas sp. EM1, 198 nucleotides. The record is from the annotation of a GenBank genome assembly. Lineage: Eukaryota; Euglenozoa; Kinetoplastea; Trypanosomatida; Trypanosomatidae.